AUGGCAAAUGUCCAGAGCCGGGGCAGAUAUCAAGCCAAUCCGGCCAUAUUCCUUAACACAUCCAGCUGGGAUGUAAGCCUGUAUCGCGAGCACGUCGAUACGGGCGCGCAUUUGCAGCAUAUGGGGGCCUGGACGCCUUCCAUAUCACCAAGUCAGUCUAUCUGGUCAUCCAAACUUGGAUUCUAUGGGCCACAGUUGCCAUCGGCUAUCCGCCUUGUCACAUCAGGCAGUUUUCAUGACGACGUCUGCGGACUCUUGUACCGAAUGUCGCUUGGUGACAACAGCGUGCCAUCUCUCUCUCUUCGCCACUCCAUGAAUGCAAUCUCAUUAUUGUCUCUACACAAAUCGAACGAGGCACUCAAAUACAAGAUUCUUGCAAUUUCGUAUCUUAAAGGUGCCCUCACACAGGGCCUCGAUAACAAAUCUCGGCCCCAAGCUAUUGCAACUAGCUUGCUUUUGACGUUAUAUGAGGUUCUCAGCCAUAGUGGCAAGACCAAUGAUUGGUCAGUUUACUUUGACGGUUGCAUGAAGAUUGUCAACUCUGGCUUCAAUAUCCAUCGCAAAUAUGCGGGAGACUGUGCGAUCCUCCUAAAUUGGGUCCGCUACCAUAAAGUGCUAUAUAAAUUUAGCAUAAAACAUUGGCAACAGCGCACUCCACAAAUGGAAGUAAUGGCCAAGUCAGACAUUCUCGUUUCUGAUUCAGCAUACGACAUAGAUAUCAUAACUAUGCAUAACAUGCUUGGCUGCUCUCCCGAAGUCUUGGAUUUCCUGAGCGAGGCAAUGGAUCUCGUUAGAAAUAGGGACGAUCCGAGCUACUUAUCAAUCAAACGCCUACGGGCUAUUAACGAACUUGAAUUGCGGCUCAAAAGAAUCGACGACUUACGCGACUGUUUUGAUGUGGGAGAAGAGGAUAUUACUAUCAGUAAGGUGUCAGAAAGCAUGAACGAUAGAUUGUUCCAGUUUGCUUUGAUCAUAUAUGUCGACCGGGUAGUCAAAGGUGCCUUCAUGUCCUCAUCAACCUCCCAGAACGCUGCCGCUAAGGCGUUUGCCCUUUUGGAGAAGAUCCGACUAUACGAUAGGCCUUUUCCUCUAUUCAUUCUGUCUAUCCAAGCAGAAACUGAUGAGCAACGACUGCUGAUUCUAUCUACAAUCCACCGAACAAUGGAAGCAAGACCAAUGAAUAACCUGGGGUCUACGGAGGAAAUGAUUAAGAAACUUUGGGCUCAGCAGGACUUGCAGGGACCCGAACAAGCGGAUGCCCUCUUCCUGCUCAACGCUGUGAUCAGCGCCAACAGCAUGCCGCCAACCUUCACCUCACCUUUCGUAAUCAAUGCGAUAACGGGCGCCAACGCUGUGCCGUUCUUAUCUAUUUGA
Molecule: messenger RNA, 1374 nt
Organism: Trichoderma virens Gv29-8
Lineage: Eukaryota; Fungi; Ascomycota; Sordariomycetes; Hypocreales; Hypocreaceae
Exons: 5
Coding region: 1-1374 (457 amino acids)
Biological process (GO): positive regulation of transcription by RNA polymerase II
Cellular component (GO): nucleus
Molecular function (GO): transcription cis-regulatory region binding; DNA-binding transcription factor activity
Source: RefSeq, a predicted model, not a curated record